GACUUCGUCGAUUAAAGUUGGCUUGAAAGACAAACAAAGCUAGUUGAGGCGCUUCAAGGCCAAGUAGACAUUUAGACUGAUCUCGCUCAACUUUUAGAUAUCGUUCUUAGAACACACAAACAGCGGUUACAGCCGGGAUCCAUUCUUAAUAGUUUUAGUAUUUUCAACAAUAUUGUGAAUGAUCGGAGGUAACGAAAUGUCCAGGUAUUUUUGCUCGUAACGCAAGUCACUUGAAAUACUCGAAAUAUAAUAGGUAUAGCUGGCAAUAUUAUAGUCUGCUUAGCAGCCCCUUUUAGCUAAGGCGUACGAGAUACUAAGCAGACUAGCAAAAUAACAGAAUUUAAAAUUAACAGAGCGCUACAGGCCUAACUACAAGGAUCAAAGGGGUCUUUGCGUCUCCUACUCUGCUAAGAGCUGCAAUCACGAUAGUGUACGGUGUACCCCUGCAAUGCAUCUUGGAUCGCACCACACGUCCGCGAUGGCACUUCUCAGCGGUCUCCACUUUAAUGCUGUUUAUCCAAUGGGGUUCGUUUGGCACAGAAAUGUCUAUGGUAUUGUGCGUAUGGAAGAAAACUAUCCCAUUUGAGACACUCACGCUUAUGGUUCUCCUAGUGUUAUCCGGGGCGUCCACAUUUACGCUAUUCCUGCUGUACUUCUACAACCCGACCUACAUAUUUGGGAAACGUGGAGAAUCAACGAUAAGCCCCGAGUUUAGCUUUGAGCCCGAAGGCAGACACGUGACUCUUGCAAUGACGAGGAAAAAGUGGGCCAGGGUCAGCGGUUUUCUCGUGUUGGGCGCCGUGGGUGUGGCGUUCAUGGUCUUUUGUGAUGCAGAAAAUACGUUCUUUGACUUUUACGGGAUUCACGGAAAAAAGGGAGAUUUGGAUGAUCUCUUUAAUCAAAACUCAAACCUCUGUAUGAACGGUACGGAGUUUAAGUACCUGUACGUAACUGGCGUCGCUGGUCUGUUUUGGGGGUUCCUCGCCACGGCUGUUUCGUGUUGUGUGUUCUAUGUCGCUUGUCUAGAUAUAGUGCACCACGUGGGCUACAUAGAAGAACUGAUCCUCAGAAGAGCACGUGAUUUCCGAGCUGCUAAAAGCUACCACGAAUGUCUCCUAAAGUACACGGACAACGUUAUUGGGACUUUCAAGUACUGGUUCUUUAUCCAUAGCGUCUUCUUUUUCCUCGCGAUUCUCUGUUCCAUCGCAGGCUGGGUGGAAGUCGUGAGUAAAGCGCUUGAACACGACAGUCACAUAGGCUCCAUCAUUCUAGCAGAGGUCGCGGGGUCUCUGGUUAUCGCCUUCAAAUACGCAUUCCCAAUGUACGCCGCGAGUCAAGUAACCAGUCGCUUUGAUAAGAUGUAUCGCCGAGUCGCGCGAGAGUGUUCGCCCAGUACGUUCCCGGAUGUAGACGUAUUUAUGAGCUACUGCUCCCGCUGCAAAGGCGGCUUUAAAUUGCUUGGCGUCAGAGUCACAGCUUGGUUGGCGUUAAUGGCAUUGUUGUCUUCCUUUGUGGGGUUUGUUCGAGUUUAACAAAUGAUAAAAUGGCGGUGAGUCUUCUGCAGUGUCCAGUUAUUCAGAGUAUUGUAUGAAAGGAUAAUGAGUUGCUCAUCUAUUUGCACAUGGCGUCCAGUCCCGUGCAACAACAUCAACCAGCAUUGUACGGUGGAACACAAAACAAAGGAAAAGUUAGCGAACUACUUCAAAGCACCACGCAAUAUUGUGAACAGUGCAUGCAACAUUGACGCUGUUCGAACAAGGCUUUAGUGCCGAAACUCUGCGAUUCAAACAUAGCUUAAUGAUUAGGACAACUGUAUUAAAAUUCUUCUUAUCGCGAGUGAUUAAUUUAAUUUUUUCAAGAAACCCACUAGGAAGAACAAACCAAGAGAAACUUUCAAGUUGAUAAGAAUUUAUUUUCCUACACGUUGAAUACACUAUCGAUUAGGGGUACUUCUUAGUAUGUCUUGAGCUACUAUAAAUAGCAAAUGUUAUCCGAAUAGAGUACUUCUUGAUCACAAUGUGUUCUUUUUUUAGAAACACAUAAUAUGCCUGAUAUGUUUUUGAAUUCAUAACAUAUACGCUCGUAAAACAGACUUAGAUUAUUCAGGUAUGGUACAGUACUUUGCCCAAGAAAGGUAAAUUCCGCUAAUUCCUCCAGACAUGCCCUGGGUAGGUCCACCACAGGCUGAUAUCAAAGUGCUUUCUAUAGUAAAGGUUAUAAGCUUGAUUCAUGUCAUGCUGAGGAAUGAAAUUAAAAAAGGUUUUAGGGUGGUUGCUGUGUUAUAUAUUGUCGUGGGGGAGUGGGGAUGAGAUUACUGUAGUAAAGCAGUCGUGAUGUAUUAGUUUGACCAAAUAAUAUGUACAGAUCAGAUGAAAAAUGAGAUACAAAAAUAAAAUAAAAUGGUCAUCGUUGCCACAAUUAUUAAACACCAAUAUCUGCA
Nematostella vectensis (starlet sea anemone) is the source of this 2440-nucleotide messenger RNA. RefSeq lists its product as uncharacterized. Bases 507 to 1532 code for a protein of 341 amino acids. The transcript has 2 exons. NCBI's taxonomy places the organism in Eukaryota, Metazoa, Cnidaria, Anthozoa, Actiniaria, Edwardsiidae. The record is from RefSeq and is a predicted model, not a curated record.